Molecule: messenger RNA, 777 nt
Organism: Centropristis striata (black sea bass)
Lineage: Eukaryota; Metazoa; Chordata; Actinopteri; Perciformes; Serranidae
Product: histone H2A
Exons: 1
Coding region: 339-722 (127 amino acids)
Cellular component (GO): nucleosome
Molecular function (GO): DNA binding; protein heterodimerization activity; structural constituent of chromatin
Source: RefSeq, a predicted model, not a curated record
AACAGGAGAAAAUGUGUGAUUCAACGGAGAGACUCGCUGCUCUUAAACUGUGGGACCGGCGGUGAAAUGUGACGCUGCUUCAGACCUCCGGAUCCUGAUUGGUGAGCGGCUCCUCCUGCAGCUCAGCUCCGCCUAGAGGAGGAACCCACCGCCCGGAUCUCCGCUGCUUAUUGGGGGGAAAAUUAUUUUAACAUGCCCGCCAACAGUGAGAGCGGGCCGCCCCCUGCUGCUCUACUGGAGCCUCCUGUUUGCUUGGUUGUCCGCGGACAUAUAAAGGAGGCUCCGGCUGCUGGAGCUCCAGUUUCUCUGAGUUCUUAGUCCAGAAAACACAUCUAACCAUGAGUGGAAGAGGCAAAACCGGUGGCAAAGCCAGAGCAAAGGCCAAGACCCGCUCCUCUCGCGCCGGGCUCCAGUUCCCGGUCGGUCGUGUCCACAGGCUGCUGAGAAAGGGAAACUACGCUCAGCGUGUCGGUGCCGGAGCUCCGGUCUACCUGGCGGCCGUGCUGGAGUACCUGACCGCUGAGAUCCUGGAGCUGGCUGGAAACGCUGCCCGCGACAACAAGAAGACCCGUAUCAUCCCCCGUCACCUGCAGCUGGCUGUCCGCAACGACGAGGAGCUCAACAAGCUGCUGGGCGGAGUGACCAUCGCUCAGGGCGGCGUGCUGCCCAACAUCCAGGCGGUCCUGCUGCCCAAGAAGACCGAGAAGGCCGCCAAGAAGUAAACAUGGACCCUCUCUGACUGCUGGAGACAACACAAAGGCUCUUUUAAGAGCCAAC